Messenger RNA from Camelus dromedarius (Arabian camel), 6956 nucleotides. RefSeq names its product testis expressed 14, intercellular bridge forming factor (gene TEX14). Gene Ontology annotation, molecular function: protein binding; ATP binding; protein kinase activity. The coding region runs from base 1353 to 5699 and encodes 1448 amino acids. Gene Ontology annotation, biological process: intercellular bridge organization; mitotic sister chromatid separation; mitotic spindle assembly checkpoint signaling. Lineage: Eukaryota; Metazoa; Chordata; Mammalia; Artiodactyla; Camelidae. The transcript is spliced from 31 exons. The record is from RefSeq and is a predicted model, not a curated record. Gene Ontology annotation, cellular component: midbody; intercellular bridge; kinetochore.
CAAGGACAAAGCAGACAGUGUGUGGUUAAGACUAUACUUUCAGGGAUCAUUUCUAUAGUUCGUUACUAGAGAAGUUUCUCUGAACGUGUAGAGCACCCGAAACCACGAGGAGGAGGCGUAGCGUUCUCUCCUGAGCGUGAAGCCGGCUCUUGGUGUCGCUUGUGUGACUGCCAUUUGCCAUUGAUGAUCGUUCUUCUCUUCCACUUGGGGGAGUAAGAGGGAGAAAACGCAAUCUGAGUGGUUUCGGUUUUUAAACUGUGUCAGGAAUUGAAGUGUGUGUUUUUGUUAGGGCGUUGUGUAUACGUACGGGUUUUAGUGUCAGAGUUUGUUUUCGCGUUCACUAUUGUUUGGUGUAUAGUUUCGUAUUUUUUUUUUUCUGGUCUGCUUUGUAAGUUAAUUUUUCUGGUUAGUUCGGGAUAUUCUGCACGUGGGUAGCUAUAACAUGUUUUAUUUGGGGGGAGGUUAUUUAGGAAGUAGCUCCGUUGUGUUGGUUUUUAUGGUUGACUAGUACGUUCCAUCAACAUAAAGUAUACAACAGUUUCCUUAUUGUGUUAUUUGUUGAUGGGCGGUUAGGUUGCUUCCAUGUGUUCGCUGUUUAUUGUAAGUAAUAUUGUUAUGAACGUUGGGGAGCAAGUAUCUUGUUGAGUUACUUUUCUCGCAGUGGGGUUGUUGAAUCUUAGGUAAAAUCUAUUUUCGGUUUUUAAAGGAGUUUUGAGUUUUCUACAGUGACUGUACCAAAUUACAUUCUCAUCAACAGUGUAGGAGAGUUCCCUUUUCUUCACACCUUCUCCAGCAUUCUUUGUGCCCAUUCUGACUGGCCUGGAGGUGCUACCUCAUUGUAGUGUGGAUUUGCAGUUCCCUGAUAAUUAGAGAUAUUGAGCAUCUUUUCAUGUGCCUAUUGGUCACCUUUAUGUUUUCAUUCGAGAAAUGUCUGUUUAGGUCUUCUGCCCGUUUUUUAGUUGUUACUGAGUUGUAUAAGCUGUUUGCAUAUUCUGAAAAUUAAACCCUUGUCAGUCCCAUGGUUUGCAAAUAUUUCCUCCUAUCCUGUAGGUUGUCUUUUCAUUUUGUUUAUAGUUUCCUGUGAUGUGCAAAGCUUAUAAAUUUGAUUAGGUCCUAUGUGUUUAUUUUUGCUUUUAUUUCUGUUGCUUUGGUAGACUGACUGACCUAGGGGAACUUUGCUACCAUUUAUGUCAGAGAAUAUUUUGCCUGUGUUCUCUUCUAGCAGAUUUAUGGUGUCUUGUCUUAUGUUUAAGUUUAUUUUUGUGUAUGGCAUGAGGGAUUGUUCUAACUUCACAUAUACACACGUCCAGCUUUCCCAGCACCACUCGCAAGAGACUGCCUUUCUCCAAUGAAUGUUCUUUUCUCCUUUGCUGAAGAUCAGUUGGCCAGGAGUUUAUGUUGAUGCAGUUAACUCCCUGGGCCAAACACCACUUUUCAUUGCUGCAUUAUUAGGCCUUACAAAAUUAGUUGAUAUCCUGGUGGAUUAUGGAUCAGAUCCAAAUCACCGCUGCUUUGAUGGGAGCACCCCUGUCCACGCAGCAGCAUUUUCAGGCAAUCAGUGGAUCCUCAGCAAACUGCUGGAUGCAGGGGGUGAUCUUCGACUCCACGAUGAGAAUGGUCGAAACCCGCAAACCUGGGCCCUGGCAGCAGACAAGGAACGCAGCACCGCGAUGGUGGAGUUCAUGCACCGCUGCGCCCUGCACAUGCAGACCAUCAUCCAGGGCUUCUCCUAUGACCUCCUGAAGAAGAUUGACUCCCCACAGCGGCUCAUCUGUAGCCUGCCCCGGUUUGGGGGCCUCAUGCCAGGAAACCCUAAUGGCUCUCCUAACCGACUGCUUAAAGCUGGAGUCAUUUCUGCCCAAAAUAUCUACAGCUUUGGCUUUGGAAAGUUUUAUCUUACAGGGGGAACGCAGCUGGCCUACCUAGGAUCUCUUCCAAUAAUUGGAGAAAAAGAAGUGAUUCAAGCUGAUGAUGAGCCCACCUUCUCUUUCUUCAGUGGACCCUACAUGGUCAUGACCAACCUGACGUGGAAUGGGAGCAGGGUGACAGUGAAGGAGCUGAGCUUCCCCACCCACCCACACUGCAGCAGGUUGCGGCUGGCUGACUUGUUAAUUGCUGAGCAAGAGCACAGCAGCAAGUUGCGGCACCCCCACCUGCUGCAGCUGAUGGCCGUGUGCCUAUCCCAGGACCUGGAGAAGACCCGCCUUGUAUACGAGCGCAUCACAGUUGGCUCGCUGUUCUCUGUCCUCCAUGAACGGCGGUCCCAGUUCCCGGUGCUGCACAUGGAGGUGAUUGUGCACCUGCUGCUCCAGAUCUCUGAUGCCCUGAGAUACCUGCAUACUCGGGGCUUUAUCCACCGUUCCCUCAGCUCCUACGCCAUCCACAUCAUCUCCACAGGGGAAGCGAGGCUGGCCAACCUGGAGUACGUGGUGGAAAGCCAGGACGGAGGUGUACACAGGGACCUGACUCAAGUACCCCUUCCCACCCAGCUGUACAACUGGGCUGCCCCAGAGGUGAUCUUACAGAAGGCAGCGACGGUGAAGUCAGACAUCUACAGCUUUUCUAUGAUCAUACAGGAGAUUUUAACAGACAGCAUACCCUGGGAUGGCUUAGAUGGCUCAGUUGUUAAAGAAACCAUAGUCUUGGGAAAUUAUUUAGAAGCGGAUGUCAGGCUUCCAAAACCAUACUAUGAUAUUGUUAAGUCAGGCAUCCGGGUCAAGCAGAAAGACCGAACUAUGAACCUUCAAGAUAUCCAGUAUAUUCUGAAGAAUGACUUAAAGGAUUUUAUUGGAGCCCAGAGGACUCAGCCAGCCGAAAGUCCCAGGGUGCAGAGAUAUGAGCUCCAUCCUGAUGUCAAUGUCUAUCUAGGACUGACUUCAGAACAUCCAAAAGAGACCCUUGACUUGCAAGUAAAAGAGCUGAAGGAAACGGGUAGUCAGCCUCCUUCACCAAGGGGCCCCUCUUCUCCCACUGAGAAAGCAACACUAGAGCCUCCGGUCCCAGACCCGAGCCCAGAGGCCCAGGAGCCUCAGAACCAAGAUGCUGCUUCUCCUGCUUGCUCUGUGGCUGAAGAGGCCAGGAGCUCCAGCCCGGGUCUGGCGAGCCUCUGCAGCUUUGAAAUCAACGAAAUCUACUCAGGCUGCCUGGACCUGGGCGCUGGCUUGUCGUCCAACCAGGUAGAUGAGCUGAAGUCCAUGGAAGAAGAGUUGGAAAAGAUGGAGAGAGAGGCGUGCUGUUUCCACGACGAGGAUGAGAGCUCUUCAGAAGCCGGCACAGAGCUCUCCUUUGAGGACUGGGACUGGCAGAACAGUUCACUUAGUUUACUCGGCCUGCCCGAGCCUGCCCCAGGAGCCCGCGGCACUGUGAGCCGCAGGGCCACGACCGAGGAGUACAUCAGUAAGUGUGUGCUGAACCUGAAGAUUUCACAGACCAUCAUGCACCAGAAUGACGAUUUGCUGCGGAGUAUCCAGCAGAAACUAGAUGAGGUUGAAACGACGCAGAAGGAGCUGGAGGAGCGCUGGUCUUUGUGGGCUUCCUCCAGAGAAGUUCCACGUGCCCGCGACUUCCCGGCAGCCGUGAGCCCCCCAUCUUUAAACUGUGUUCCUCCUGCCAUGCAGCUGCCAGGGGGCAGGCAGCCGGACACUGGUGGCGGCUGCCCAGCCCCAGCACGGUCUCCAAGAACAGUGAGAGACUUUCAAGGAGGACAUUUUGGCAGAAGGUCCAAGAAAAGAAGCGGCUGUGGCUGGACAUCUUUCACCGAAUUCGCAGAAGAAAGCACUAGGGAUCAGUCAGAGCAGGACCAUCAGCUGCCAGCUCUUUGUGACCCUGGAAAACAGAGCACAGGCGAACAGUUUCAGCCCACUCACGGAGCCAAGGACAGUUCGGAAAGAAAGAGGAACCAACAUACCAGCAGGAUCAGUAUGGAAUCAGUGUCUUCUGAAAUCUUUAACGCAAAGUCAAGAAAUAGUGAAGAUGAUGGAGAGACACACUUAAAAUGGAAAAGGGAGGUGAAAGAAAUGGCAGAGAAAGCAGCUUCGGGGCAGCUGGCGGUACUUCCUUGGAGUCCUCAGAACAGUUUGACUUUAGAGAAUGAGGCUGAAAAUGAGCCUGCUCCCCUGCUGCAGCCCCCCAGUCGGGUCUCUGAGCACGUGGAUUGGCAGCGAGCUAUACAGUAUCCCAAGAAAAGUGAUGCGCCGGGAGGAAAUGAGAAGUGUGACAUAACAGACGACAGUGACCGUAACAGGGACCAGCGUGGCAGACAGCCAGGGCCUCCAAGUUUCACUAGUAUCAGCAACCUGCCCCUCAGAAAAAAUGAGCAGCCAGAGCACAGUAAAGUCUUUCCAGCAAAUUCUGAUGCAUCUGUGGUCACUGAGAAACCUUACAGUGAUCAGUUCAGGCAAUCAACUUGUUCACCAGAGUCUUCUGAAGAUGUAACAGAUGAAUUUUUGACUCCAGACUAUGAAUAUUUUUACUUUUCAACUGCUCAAGAAAACUUGACUCUAGAGACCUCAAGUCCCAUUGAAGAAGACUCUGAAGGAACACCGGAUACUUGUGCCCAACCUCAAGCUUCUGAUGAAGAAAAAUUUCAAAUGAGAAAAAGAUUUGGAAAGAAUGCUGAAAUUUUGACCAAGUAUCAAUUCCAACCUAUACGAAGCACUGAAGACAAACAAGAGGAGACACUAAAGGAGUCACCAAAGGAAAUGAAAGAGAAAGACAUAUCAUUGACAGAUAUUCAGGACCUGUCUAGUAUCUCCUAUGAACAAGACGGUUCUUUUAAGGAAGUCUCAUGCAAAACACCCAAAAUAAACCAUGCGCCUACUAGCGUCAGCACGCCGCUCAGCCCAGCAGGGUCAGUUUCUUCAGCUGUUAGUCAAUAUAAAGACUGCCUGGAAAGUAUCACAUUUCAGGUUAAAACAGGGUCUACCUCAUGCUGGAACCGUCAAGAAUUUAUUCAAACUUUGUCUGAUAAAUUUGUAACUGUCCGAGAGAGAGCAAAGCGCCUAGAUUCCCUUCUUACUUCCUCUGCAACUCCCCCUUCAAGACUCACUAAUCUCAGAAGAUUGCCUGCAUUCCCUGGGGCUGGUUCCUCUAGCAUCGCUAAGGCGCCUGACAUAUCAUCCCCUGCUACUCAGAAAAGGAGCCUGCCGAAAGAACUAGUAGAAGCCAUCUCUCAACAUAACAUUGAUGAGCUACCACCACCAUCUCAGGAGCUGCUUGAUGAAGUUGAGCAGUUAAAGUGGCAAGAGGCCUCAUCCACAGUGGUGGAUGAGAACACAGCAAGUCAUCUGGACAUCACUGCAUGUGAUCAAAGCUAUUUAGAAGAACAAGAAACUAACAGUAAAAAAGAAAACAGCAGUAUGCUCUGGACCAAAGAAACUGAGGAUCUAGAAGAGGACACAGAGAGAGCUCACUCUACUCUGGAUGAGGACCUGGAGAGAUGGCUGCAGCCACCUGAGGACAUCACGGAGCUGCAGGAUCUCCCCACGGGCUCGGCAAGGGAGACAAAUACCACGGAUCAAGAAGUUGGCGAAAAAAAGAGAAAAGGGGAAGAAAGCAUCAAGCCAGUGAGAAGGACAUCAGAGAGCUUUUUAGGGACUUCUGAAGAAGAGGAACUAAAAAAACCCUGUUUUUGGAAGCGUCUGGGUUGGUCUGAACCAUCCAGGAUAAUCGUGUUGGAUCAGAGUGACCUGUCCGACUGACGGGAAGUGGACCACAGGUGGACUCCUGGCCUGAGUCUGAGCGUCCUGCUCGGGAGCUCUCUGCUUCCCUAGUCCGUAGGGCUUCUGUAGCGCACGCUCUGUUCAGCUGCCACAGGAGGCAGAAUGACUAGUUUGUUUACAGCACUUUGAGCCAUUUGUUUUCAGUCAGACUUCUGAAAAGUAAAAGGUCGUUUCGAUUGUAAACCUGUCUCACUGUGCCCAGAAUGGCGUUCAGUUUUUUUGACAUAGAUUUAAAAAACUUUCACUCUUGUUAUAUAAUAAAAUGUUUCCUUUUAAUACCAGUUAGGUUUCAGCUGUAAGAUACAUUUCUGUGUUAUGGUUAUUGGGAGAGAAACCACCACUCAAAGAGGUUUCAAUUUCUGUUACACAGUUUGACAAGUAGUCAGCUACUGCUACCCCCAUCAUAUCAACAGGCACCAGUAAUCCAUGUUUUAUAACAGAAAUACUGCCCUCUUUGCUGGGAUUGCCAUAUUCCGUUCCAGCUACGAUGGGCUUACAUGAGGACGGUACUGGUAGGAUUAAAAGCCCAAGAUAUUUUGAACUCUUUAAGGUCAACAAACAUCAUCUCUGAAUAUUUCAGUUUGUGCAUCCCACAUCCUUAGUGUCUCAGAAGAAUGAAACUGUGGUAAGGAAGAUCCCUACAUUUUCUCUAAUUUAGCCUCUUGUGCGGUGCUAGCCAGCUGACAUUUUAUCAGUAAGUAAGUAGUUGGUCUUCUGUUUGUGAAAACUGAAUAGUUCCUGUUGUGGAAGUCAUAUUCAUGUAGUUCUUAGCUCCCCCGAAUCUUACCCUGCACAAAUAAAACAGGAAGUUACCAGUUUAUCUGACCAUUGUAAAGCAAGGAAACAGUUGCUUGCCAUUGUCCAGAGGAAAACUAUGACAGGUUACAAAUAAUUCCACGUGCAAGAAGCUUGGAGGGGUACCGAGACUUACUAACAUGCACUCCUUCUGUCAAAACCUUCAUUUGGUGAGACAAAACCAACAUAUCUAAAAAUGUAAGAACUAAUGGCAGACAUGUCAUGAUAAAUGGCGAGUUAUGAUAUCAUGAUAUGAUAUGAGUCAAGGCUGCAGGUUCUACACAAACUUGCACGGAUGUGCUUUGUAAUCCUUUUGUCUACAGAGUAGACUCUUCUCUCUGGUCAGUGACUAUGUAAUAUUGGCCGAUGUUAACAGUAAUAAUAAUAAACAUUAUAAUAUAUUCUAAUAAAUAACAAUAAACAUGGGUUAUGGAGCACCUA